GUCGAAGAAAAGGUUUUAUUUUUCUUUCUCACAUUGGAAAAAAAAUGAAAACUUUCGCACUCAUGAAAUUUUAUUACAUUUUGCCAAAAACAGAACCAAUAAUGUAAGUAUUUAAAGUUAUGUAAAGACAAUUAUUUAAUGUUAACAUUAUGAUGGUGAGAGGGACCACGGAGCACGGGGCUGCCUUGCAGGCCUGCCUUCCAGCUUUGCUCGGGGGGGACCAGAAACGGGGGCGGAGCGCGGGGGAGGCAGGCGGAGGCCAUGGGCAGCGAAGCGGGCGCGCCAAAGGGCACCAAAGGGCGCCAGUUCCGGAACUGCUGGGACUGGGCUGGAGGAGCGCGGAGCUGGGGCGGCACCGCUGGUGCCAGCCCACGAACGACGCGGUGGGGGCGAGUGGGCGGAGGCGGCUGCGGGGAAGGCUGGGCUGCGGCGGGAGCCGGAAGGCGUAAGUUUAAUUUAGCUCAUCCCUGCUGGGGAGCUUCUGCGGUGGCCGAGGACUCAGACAACCCUAACCAGGGCUCUGGAGGUUUUCCUGGAAGAGGGGACCCCAAAUAGGGACACCCCAGAGCAGAGGGGAGGGGAACAGCGAGAAGAGACCCAGCCCUUGGGCCCAGUUCUGCCGUGGCCAGCCAUCCGGCCCCCAGGGCCCUGCGUGGGAUGAGGUUGCAGACCACCUCCAGAGGACCUCUGUACCAACCACCCCCUGGGCUGCAGCACUCCCAGUAGACCAGGAGCUCCAGGAGGCAGGGCCGGCCCCACGUCCUCUGUGCGCCACCCUGAGUUGGAUCCUCUGUGCGCCACCCCUGAGUUGGAUCCAGGGCUAGCUGCUGUUCUCCUCCCCACUCUCACGCUGCCCUCCUGCCUGCAGCCAUGACGCCCCUGCUCACCCUGUUCCUGGUGGUCCUCAUGGGCUUACCUCUGGCCCCAGUCCAGGCCUUGGACUGCCAUGUGUGUGCCUACAACGGAGACAACUGCUUCAACCCCAUGCGCUGCCCGGCUAUGGUUGCCUACUGCAUGACUACGCGCACCUAUUACACCCCCACCAGGAUGAAGGUCAGUAAGUCCUGCGUGCCCAGCUGCUUCGAGACUGUGUACGAUGGCUACUCCAAGCACGCGUCCACCACCUCCUGUUGCCAGUAUGACCUCUGCAACAGCGCCAGCCUUGCCAUCCCGGCCACCCUCGCCCUGGCCCCCGUCCUCCUGGCCACCCUCUGGGGUCUGCUCUAAAGCCCCUGAGGCAGACCCACUCAAGAACAAAGCUCUCGAGACACACUGCUGCACCCUGGCACCCAGUUCACCCUGCCUCACUCUCCACCCUCCCUGCGACCUCCUCAGCCGUGCCCAGGGCUGGGACUGUGGGCAAGAAGACACCUGAUACCCCCCAACCACCACGCGACCUCACUUCGAGGCCUUGACCUUCCGAUGCUCUGUGGGAUCCAAAAGGGCUGGGGGCACUGGCACAGUGCUGUUUAUGGGGAGGGGCCCAGUCAGGAAGGGAGCACUGAUCAGAUGGGAGCUGUGGCCAAGUCCACCUUCUGGGAAGCCCUAGGAGAGGCCCCUGCCUCAGCCUGCCCCGGGUGUGCUGGGGCACGGGGAAACGAGGACCUCCCCCAGGUGGGGUGGUUGGGGGGACUCUUAGGAGGAAAGGCUCUUCCAGGCCUAGGAAGGCUGUCACACUUCCUACUGAGGCCAGGAGCUGCCAGGGCUGGUGCGGGAUCAGGGCUGUGGGAGGAAGGCCUUCGGCACUGGCCCCUGUGCUAGGAAGGCUGCCAGGCCUGCAUUGGAGCCACCCCCUGCAAGGGAGGGGUGGCCAUGCCUCAGCAGGCCCCAGUGCCCCCGAAGCUGUAGAAGCUUUUCCGGGUCCAGCAAAGGGUCUGUGUCCUCUCAGUCAAACUCCUUGACAUUUCCCACCCCCCCAUGGGUAGGGCGCUGGGCCUGAGGCUGGCAGGACCUAGGGCCUUGCUAUAUUUGGUGGGUCCUGGUUGCUGACCUGGCCAGCGCUAUUCCGGGCAGGGAGGGAAAGGGGCAGGGCAGGUGGCCCGCUGAGGCCUGGUCCCCAACCACAGCGGGACCUGGCUGAGCAAGGCAAAGGACACGGGAUUGGGGGAUGCGCCCACAGGCUGGAAGUUGGGAGCAGCCUGGGGCAGUGCGGGGGCAGGGGUGGGGAGGGCGAGGGCUGGAGGAUGAGACCCAGCCCCUCCCCACCAGCAGGAUGCACACAGUGAGUGGGUGCCUCCAUCACCUUCCACCUGGGACUGCGUCCAUGGGGAGGACAGGGUGGAAGCUCCAGGUGGGUAUGAGGACUCCCAGGGACCCCACCCCAGGCCUGUGAAGCAGGGUUCAGCCCAACACCCACCAAUUCGUCCCAGAUGCAGGUAGCCCUGGGAGCAUCUGCCCCCGCUGCAAAUGGAGCCAUUGGGGGCAUGAGACCUUUUGGUGCCAGCAGUCACGCUGCACCUGAGGCCCCCACCUGACCAGUGCUCCCAGCUCUGGUGUCCUUGGAGGAGCCCUUCAAGCCAUCCCGCAUGGGCAGGAUGGUGACACGUCCAUGCAGUGGGACUGCCCUGGCCCCAAAGUGUGGCCCUGGUCAGGGGAGCCCCUGCUGGGAACUGCAUCUCCAGAGCUUUGAUGCAGGACCCCUGGGGGCUCGGGGAGUGAGAGGCUCCACCCCAGGGUCUCCUUGCAGUGAGUCUAUGUGCAGGCCUGCCUUCUGCUCCUGGGGCUGGGGCUGAUGGUCCAGCCUCAGUCUCCUGAGGACAGGAGGGGUCAGAACCUUGCUUAGGGCACACCCAGCUCCUGUUGGAGAAGGGAAGUGCCGGUCUCCUGCGAAGGGGCGUUGGGUGGGAAUGGGCCCGGAGUGGGAGGAACGUGACUCCCCAGAGGGAAGAUAGGCCUCAUACUGGGCCAACAGCUGGGAAGGGGUUGCUGCAGCACAGAGUGGGCCUGGACUCCCCUCGCCCCUACCCCCAGUGGUUGUGGCUGUAGCACUGAGCCUGGAGAGCGGGCCCGGCCCGGGGUGGCUGGGAGGCUGCCAGGUGCCUCCCAGAGCUCCCAAGGGCCCCCACCUGCAAGUGCCAGCCUCAGGGCAGUGCCCAGAGGAGGCCCUCUCAGCUGCAGCCAGCGAGGCCUUGGGAUGCUCCCUGGGAGGGAGGCGGCUUUGGGCUCCUAAGUCUGUGGGAGAGGCUGGGAGCAGUCACUGCGCGCCUUGCGCAAGCCCAUUGUCGGUCGGGUGGUUUCCUCAGCUGGGCUGGGAGGGGCUCCAGGAUCAGGUCCUCCCUGUCUUGCUUCUCAGUGGGGUGAUGGGGAGGAGACCUGGCCACCCAGCGCUCAGGGGCAGCUGAGAACAAGGACCUGCUGGAGCUGGAAGUGCCGUGGUGUUGAGGGGUGGGGUGGGCAGCUUCUCACACCUGCCUCCUGCCUCCACCUGUCUACCAUUCCCCCACCCUGACUUGUCCCAGCCCAAUGCUGACAGCACUGCCCCCAGCCCCAUACAUGGUUCUGCCUGGCUGGCCUGCCCUUGGUACCUGGCAUAGAACACACAGAAGGCACUCGGCUGGGGGCCGCUCAUGGCCAGGCCCGCUCAUGGGGAGUGCACGGCUGUGCAGCACCAGGGAACCGGGACAGCAGCGCCGGCAGAAAUCACAGCGGUAAACUUGUCCCCGUUGUAAGCAUCAAGGUGGCAACGGACAUGGGUCCCCCCACUGCACUGUGGCCCUGAGCACUGUAUAGCAGCCCUGCAAUGGGAGCCAUUAUCUUGUCCCUUUGACAGAGGAGGAAACUGAGGCACAGGGAGGUGAAGUAGCUGCCCCCAGUAGUGCCUCCUCGCUUACUCACCACCCCCUGUACCACAGUGCAGCCGCUUCUCCCACCAGCUGGGGUUCCUUGGACCCCCAAGCCUGGGAAGGGGGAGGUGAGUUUACAAAGUGGAGAACUUAAAAGGAGAAAAGCGGAACCAGAGGUCUGAGAAGCCCUGAGUGGUAGAGUAAGGCCUCCAGCGCUGCCUCUGGGUGCAGGGCAGAGUGGCAAAGUGAAGGGGGAGAGGCACAGGGCACCAUGGGGGCCCAAUUCCUACUUCGGGGAUCUCGGUGAUAGAGCCAAGGGUCCCCUUCGUGGGGGUAGAUGCCCAGGGCUAGCCGUUCCCACUGUCUGUGUGGACCUGAGUCCUGGACAUGCCCGAGUGACUCAGGAGCGGCUGCUUGGGCGGGCUCGGGCACCCCAGGAUGUUAUACAUUCUGGGAACUGGACAGGAGCGGCUGCUUGGGCGGGCUCUGGCAUCCUAGGAACAUUCUGGGAACUGGAAUCAGCCACUAAAGAAAUUGUAGCUGUAGGCGGUGACCCUGGGAGUGGGACCUGGGGACAUGGCUGGGUCAGCAUGGGGACACCUGGCUCCAGCAGGGGCUCUGGUCUGUCCUGGGGUCUUUGGGGCCAGGGCUGCGGCCCUGGGCAGGCUUCCUCCAGGCGGAGGUCCUGGGGCAGCCGGCCUGGCUCCCCCACUGUGUCAUCUCCCAUGAAGGCGAUUUGGUUUAUAAUUCUGAAACUCUGAAAGAGGUCGAAAGAAGCAGAGAGGCCCUCGGUGGAUAUGCCGAGCUUUUCUGCUGGUGCUUUGUCCCACUACUCUGGGUGGCCUGUGCUCCUCUUCGAGCCUCGGUUCGCGGGGAGGGCCUGAAUCUGCCAGCUCCUCUCAGGAUCUCCUUCUCUCCGGGCCCUCCCCAGCCUUAAGGAGCCUCCCAGACAGAAGGGUGGACAGAACCACCUGGGCAGCCCGAGAGACACGCGGGAGUCCUCCUGUGGACAGCCCUGCCAGCUUCCGCCCAGCCCCAAGCUUCAUUUGCAUCUUGAGGAGUAAGGGGUGGUGAAAUGGGAAUGCUGGUCUGGCUCAGCUGGUCGUGGGCAUAAGUGCCGGCUGGAUGGAUGGCAUCUCUUCCUCCUGUCUUAUGUCCUGGGGUCCAGGUGCUUCCCAGCGCCAUGCCCCUGCUGCUAUUGCUUGCCCUAACCCUCACCCUAACCAGGACAUGGACUUCCACCCGCAGGCCACUCUCUCCCUGGCCCACCAUGUACCCAGCACCCAGGAGAGCUCCAGUGUUGUUUCACCAAGCCAUGAAUAAAUCAACAGAUUCA
Macaca mulatta (Rhesus monkey) is the source of this 5118-nucleotide messenger RNA. RefSeq names its product Ly6/neurotoxin 1 (gene LYNX1). Lineage: Eukaryota; Metazoa; Chordata; Mammalia; Primates; Cercopithecidae. The record is from RefSeq and is a predicted model, not a curated record. Gene Ontology annotation, cellular component: plasma membrane.